This is a messenger RNA of Tigriopus californicus, 1449 nucleotides long. RefSeq lists its product as uncharacterized. Bases 87 to 1316 code for a protein of 409 amino acids. The transcript has 5 exons. Lineage: Eukaryota; Metazoa; Arthropoda; Copepoda; Harpacticoida; Harpacticidae. The record is from RefSeq and is a predicted model, not a curated record.
ACUGGCUUCUCCAACAAGCCAACAUUUCGUGUUUUCCUGACCUUCAUCACACAUCUUCUAAGUUUGGAAGCGAAACUGACUUCAAUAUGACUAUGGAUAACGUGCCUGGGGUUUAUACCAAUGUGAAAACUCAAGAACUGGCGGAUUUCCUCGUCAAAACGGGCAUCCCCAAGGAACAAGCUCAAUCCUUUGUUGGCGUCAAGUCAACCAUGCGAUUGGAGCUUCACGAUGGGAACUGGAUUUAUGACUUGAAAUGCCCCGAAAUGCCGGGUCUAAACACCCUGGCAGCCUUUAAGGAAGGCGUUGAAACGGAAGUAGACAAUCCUGCCUUUGGAGGCAAAGCCAAGAUGGUAUUUACCACAAGCGGACCCAAUACCUUCAAAAGCAUCGUCACAAGUGAAUUGAUGGGCAAGAUAGUCUUUGAUGAAAAAUACACUGAGGAAGGCGCGAGCAUCACCUAUAACCACGAAAAAAGUGGAGCUACAGUUGCGGAAAAAUGGACCCGUGUCAUUGAUGAGGACGGAUGGUACAAAAUGUACAAAGAGGAGAACUUGGUCAACUUCAACAAGGCCAUGGGUACGCCGGAUGAUCUGGGGAGUGACCAGUCCAAUUUCAAGAUGAAGGUCUCCCACGUAGGGAAAGCGGUCCAAAUGAUCGAAUCGUGCGGUCACUCCGAGGUAAAGACUGUCUUCACCUAUGACGAGGAGUUUCAAUAUGGCUGGCCAGGAACCCCUAACUUAGACCGAACUAUGAUCGCCACCCGAAUGGGUCCGGGUCAAAUUCUAAUGCUGGCCAAAGGGUCCUCGGGGCAAAGUGAGGAGUGGCGGAUGACGAUCAAAAUGGAUGGAACCAUGCUUUGGGAGGGCCGUGACAAGGUCAGUGGGCAAAGCUGCAAGAUGUGGAUGAAGAAGAUCCCCUUGUUCUGUGGCAAGUUCAGACAGGUAUCCAACUGUGGCUUCGACGAGUAUGGAACAGCCAUGGGCAUGCCGGCUGAUAUGAUUUCCAAGCUCAAAAACGAUUUUGAAUCAGUGCUUUCUAUGGACAUGGUGGGAGGAUUGGUCCAUGUCAAGAGCACUAGCAAGGUGAUGCCCAUGGACAUGAGCAUGAAAUUCGAUGAGGAAUAUGAAAUCGGAAUGCCAGGAAUGGAGUCAUUCAAGGUGAUUGAAAGCCUUCAAGGCAAUGACAUCCUUUCGGUCUCGAAGGGCACCCGUUGCACCGUGAAGACGCUUACGAAGUUCACCAACAACUUUGCUAUCAUGGAGAGUGAAGUCGUUGGUUUGGGAGCGUCUUGCAAGAUUGUUUACGAGAGGAUCUAAUUCAGCUUUGAGGAUAUCUUGUCUUAAAAGAAUCAAAUUAAUUGAAAACCAUCUAUUGGAAAACAAAUCAAUUGACAUUUGUGAACUCGAGUUUAUGGGAUCAAAUUUGGAACAAUAAAUAAAUCUAAAUCUG